Messenger RNA from Truncatella angustata, 1646 nucleotides. Its product is annotated as amidohydrolase. The record is from RefSeq and is a predicted model, not a curated record. Lineage: Eukaryota; Fungi; Ascomycota; Sordariomycetes; Amphisphaeriales; Sporocadaceae. Gene Ontology annotation, molecular function: hydrolase activity, acting on carbon-nitrogen (but not peptide) bonds. Bases 88 to 1485 code for a protein of 465 amino acids. The transcript has a single exon.
GUUCUACUCUCUUAUUACGAAUAAGUAUAAUCCGAACCCAAAUAUCCCUUGUUAUUAUCAUAGGCAUAGCCGUGGACAUUUAGGAUAAUGGCAUGUUUAACACAACAAACAGGAUCGGAACAGUUCGAGGAUUGGGAAUUAAUAUCUGAACGAGUAACCCGCCCACACGCCAAAGUUAAAGACUUCGUUGCUGUUGCGAAAAAGUGCAUUUUCACCAUCAUCACCACCACCCUUUUGAUCCCCGGCGAUGGCAAGCCUAUCCUAGACGCGAUACUCGUUGUCGACGGCAGACUAAUAGCUUGGAUUGGUCCAAAGUCCGAUCUGCCUGAUAAAUACAGCGAAUCGCCACAUCGAGCAGUUUCAGUGCCCUAUUUGAUGCCGGGUCUCUGGGAUUGUCACGUUCAUUUCUCCGGGGUACCCGAAGACGCCACCAGCAAUGCUGCCUUCCUCACUACUCACCCUGCCGAGGCUGGAGCACGACUCGCCAAAGGGUGCUGGGACGCGCUCCAGUGGGGCUAUACCUCUGUCCGCGACCUGUCCGGGCUUGGAUGUGAGAUUGCGCGCGCCGUUGAAGACGGCACCAUCGUGGGACCUAACAUCUACAGUUCUGGUGGGGGUUUGAGCCAGACUGGCGGGCAUGGCGAUCUUCAUGACUUACCAGCCGGUGUGGUCUUGAGCAACAUUGGUGUAGCAAACGUUACAUCAGGUCACUUCGGAACAAGCGCACUAAUGGUGGUAGACGGCAAGGAAGAGUGUCGGCGUGCUGUACGUCUCAACAUCCGCCGCGGUGCGCGUUGUAUCAAAGUGAUGGGGUCUGGCGGUGUUGGGUCUCUGAAUGAUGACAUUUUCUGCGCGCAAUUCAGCUCCGAGGAAUUGGAAUGUAUUGUCGAGGAGGCCACACGACAGAACCUUGUUGUAGCCGCCCACGUGCAUGCCAAGCCGGGCAUCAUGGCAGCUGUCCAUGCUGGGGUUACAACAGUAGAGCAUGGUUCGUUUGCAGACCGCGAAGCUAUAGACCUCAUCAGAGAGAAGGGUAUCGUAUAUGUGGCUACCAGAACCAUCAACGAGAUCUUGCUGUCGACCGGUGGCAAAGGGUUGGCGCCGCAAGUUUGGGAGAAGACCAAGUUGGUGGCUACUGCUAACAGGGACGCUUAUUGCCUGGCUAUCAAGACAGGUGUGAAGAUAGCGUUAGGGACAGACAUGUCCCCAGGUUUCAAUGCCGCGAAAGAGUUGGAGUAUGCCGUAGACGCCGGAAUGAGUAAUCUGGAUGCUAUCAAGGCUGCUACUGCGAAUGGGCCACUGACCGUGGGGUCCAAGGCCCCCAAGACAGGACAGCUGAAAGUUGGAUACGAGGCCGACAUUAUCGGGCUUUUUGAAAAUCCAGCCAAGGAUGUUAAAGUAUUACAAGAAGUAGACAGCGUGAAGUGGGUAUGGAAAGCGGGCAAGGUAUUUAAAGGACCAGGUGUCGGUCCUUGGGGAGAAUAGCUCAGCUCGUUCGUGCAUUACGCUGAUGACAGUCAUAUAAUAUCUGGUAGAGCGGUGACUUGACUUUGAAGACCGGUACAAUCGCAAGUUGAUCGGGCAUGGAUUUCUCAAAGAACCGACAGAUUAGUGGUUGAUUUGAUUCACAUCUCGAUAAUGCAGCC